Colletotrichum lupini is the source of this 492-nucleotide messenger RNA. RefSeq lists its product as uncharacterized. Bases 1 to 492 code for a protein of 163 amino acids. Lineage: Eukaryota; Fungi; Ascomycota; Sordariomycetes; Glomerellales; Glomerellaceae. The record is from RefSeq and is a predicted model, not a curated record. The transcript has 3 exons.
AUGACCCAACGCACUAACAGGCACUGGAUCCUUCCCCAUGGACGAACCCCAGCCGCCAUUGGCUUGGAAUUAGCUUAUCAGCUCUUAGCAACAGCCCCAAAGUACCCAAGCUCCACUCGCUCAUGGACCGGACGGUCGCUACUAAUGCGCACAACAACGGGCGUCAGUUUGCCUUCGCCGGGCCGUAAGCACCACGACAAUUUGUGUUUCUGCUCUCGUAUUACUAAGAAGCUACUCUCUCCAGUUGUUCUGGAAGCACUCGAAGUUGCCCCGCGCUAUCGGCGCCGAGAUCGGCAGCGACAUACCGGGGUUGAGUGGCGCUGGCUGCCGGGCUGUGGGAUCACGGUCUUCCUUUCUAUCCAAGCUCUUUGCAAUCCGAGCAAGGUUCGAUGCCCAUUAGCGAAGCUAUUGCUGUUCCAUUUGGAGUCGCAUAGCCGCGGAGCCGCGUUUGCGGCUCGGACGACCGGCCGGGAGAAUCCCGAUUAUCAGUAG